Molecule: messenger RNA, 1758 nt
Organism: Funneliformis geosporum
Lineage: Eukaryota; Fungi; Glomeromycota; Glomeromycetes; Glomerales; Glomeraceae
Source: the annotation of a GenBank genome assembly
AUGGAAUGUCAUCACUGUGGUCUUCCCGGUCAUAAAAAAUACGAUUGUCCCCACAGCAAUUGCCGCUGCAGGUGGGGCGAGAAAUUACCCGCCAGACGCCCACCAAUUUCACACAGAGGUAGUUUGGAAUUACAAGGGCAACAUAAUGCUGUAAACACACAACGAAACCAUGGUUCUACAGGCAAGUAUAUUCAAAAGUUGGAGGAAAUGUAUAAUUACGAAGGAAUAAGAGCAUAUUUGAUUGUAUUAUGUUUCUUCACUUCUUUAGAGAUUAAUGGUGGACAUCUAAGUUUACCACAACAAUAUCCUCAUAACGUCAAUGGUGUUCGAUUUAGUCAUGUUCAGCAGGGUUCAAUGCAUUUACAACAAAAUAUAGCAGGGAAUGUGCAACAACAUAUACCGGGAAAUUUACAACAACACGUAAAUGGAAAUGUGCAACAACAUGUAACCGGAACCCUGAAUAACGCGAGUAUUCCACUUUUUGGGCAGCAAUCAAAUGGAAAUAGUGCGGCAGCAGCACUUUUGGAUCCAACAUUAGGGCCACUGCUUCAAAGUGCCUUGGAAGCCUGGCCUCUUUUACAACAUUUUCCCCAACAGCAACAGACGACGCAACAGAUAAAUAAUACGAACCUUUUUGGAUCUCAAGCAUCGAAUCAGCAAGCUCAGACAUUUCUUUUGCAACAAAAUGCUCCAAAUCUAGGAUAUGUACAAAACACACAACAGGCUGCUGCGCAAUACCUCCAGGCUCAACUGCAGCAAUUGUUGAAUGCGAGUAUCAAUAAUGUUAAUGUUAAUAACGCUGUAUCACAAGCAGUUUCAACAAUAGGCUCACAAGUGCCAAUAACGAUGACAUCUGUGCAGCCUUUUGUGCAACAAAUUCCAGAUGUAGUUAUGUCAGAUGUAGUUAUGUCUCGUCAGUCCACAGAGGAUAUUAAUGUGAGUUCACCUAGCUUGAUUGUGCCAACCACAACAUCUGAUCCACCAAUAAAGGAAGAAGUAGUAUCUGAUAACCAAGAGCCUUUAGAACGACAAGAAAUGACAGAACGAAUAGAAAUGCCUCAACAAGAGAAGGAAGAGGCAACAGAGCAGCAGGAGCGAAGACCUGGAGAGACGAACGCCGAAAUUAUUACGAAACUAAAAGCAUUGAGAGACAAGAUUAAGAAUGGUUUACAUCCCAAAAUCAAACCCCCGAGAUGGGUUCCCUGUAAUCAACAAGAGAAUGGUGGUCAGAAUUUAUUAGGAUUAAGCAUGCGAGAAAGAAGCCCAGCAAUGACGGGCAUUGAGCACUGUCCGAAUUCAUCGAUAUUUUAUAGAUCUCGACGGAGCAGAUCUCCCUUUAAUGCUUAUAAAUAUGAAAAAGAGGGCACAAACUCUGAUUACAGGAGAUAUCGAAACCGAAGUAGAUCUGCGAGUCCAAGAAGAAAUGUUCGGAAUAAUUACGUUUUAACAGGGUCAGUAUCUCCAAAUAGAUUUCGUACUCGAUCAAUAACCGAAUACGAUGAAAGAUAUUAUGCUCGAAAUCCAGGACAAGAAUUUCGUGACAAGUACCCACCGCCAAUGGCAAUGUACGAAGAACUGAGACACGGUAGACAUAAUGAAAGAUACGAACGACCUUUCGGGCGAUCAAGAUCCCCGAUUGGAUACCCAGGAAAUCGUAGACCAAACAAUAUUUGGCACGGAGAACCAUACGAAAGAGAGAGACCCGGUCAUGAAUUCCAUUACGAGUUUGCGCGCCGACGGCAAACUAGUCGUUGGUAG